Molecule: messenger RNA, 713 nt
Organism: Lotus japonicus
Lineage: Eukaryota; Viridiplantae; Streptophyta; Magnoliopsida; Fabales; Fabaceae
Product: autophagy-related protein 8C-like
Exons: 6
Coding region: 149-511 (120 amino acids)
Biological process (GO): cellular response to nitrogen starvation
Source: RefSeq, a predicted model, not a curated record
UUUAUUAGCAAAAGGACAAAAGUUUAAAGAGGGUGUCGUUGCGUUGGGGUUUCUCUGUUUCCCAAUUCUCAAGUGAACAAAAGAGGGAUUUCUUUGCUUCGAGGGAUCUCUAUCCUCUCUCCAAUUUGGAUUUUGCAGAAUUUUUGUCAUGGCUAAGAGUUCAUUCAAGAUGGAACACCCUCUUGAAAGGAGGCAGGCUGAAGCAGCACGGAUAAGGGAAAAGUAUCCUGAUAGAAUUCCAGUGAUUGUUGAAAGGGCUGAGAAGAGUGAUGUUCCUGAUAUUGAUAAGAAAAAGUAUCUUGUUCCUGCUGAUCUAACCGUAGGCCAGUUCGUGUAUGUGGUGCGAAAGAGAAUCAAACUGAGUCCUGAGAAGGCUAUCUUCAUUUUUGUGAAGAACAUUUUACCGCCAACAGCUGCUAUGAUGUCUGCAAUAUAUGAGGAAAAUAAGGAUGAAGAUGGAUUCCUGUAUAUGACUUACAGCGGGGAGAACACGUUUGGGUUGUUAAUGUGAAACAUUGACAAGCUGCAACCAUGUGAAUAGAACUUAAUAUCCUAUGGGAAAUAGUCAGUUUAGUGGUAAAUUCUGUCGUUUGAUUAAUUUAUAUUGAAGUUUAUGAUCUCUGAUCCAUGACAGUCAAUCUUGAUGAACUCUGCAACUGGUUGAAACUUAUCUUGCGUUUUAAUCUAAAUUGCUAAUAGAUCAAGUUUUAUUA